Caenorhabditis angaria is the source of this 4370-nucleotide messenger RNA. The record is from the annotation of a GenBank genome assembly. NCBI's taxonomy places the organism in Eukaryota, Metazoa, Nematoda, Chromadorea, Rhabditida, Rhabditidae.
AUGUCGGAUUUAGUCAGAGAUCAACGCGUUUUGCCGGAUAUUUCGAAACCCAAAUGGGAUCAAUCAACGUAUGAAGGUAGGGUGUUUUGGGGUUGGUUUUUGGCUGAAAAUGAUCAAAAAUCAUGAAAAAUCACCCAAUUUUCAUAUUUUCGGUUGAAAAUGUGCGAAAUUAAUGAAUUUUAGCUCAUUUUUCAUCAAAAAUCGUGAUUUUUUGCUGAAAAUUAGUGGAAAAUGAUAAGAAUAACUUUAUUUCCUCUUCAAAACUCAAAAAUAUCUAAUAAUAAUCUUGAGUUGUGGUUUGAGUGCCUGGCCAAGGUUUUGAACAAUCCCCGUAAUUAUCACAAUAAAGACCUUCUGCACAGUCUGUUGUAAAAGAACAUGCCAAAGCGAUUUGAAUGAUUAAGAAGAUUUUGAGCGAAAAAAACAACAUUUUCAGAUGUGUUGAUUGAAAAAUCGUGUUUUUUGACGAAUUUUGGAUGUGAAAAUGUCUAGACAUCAUAAAUUUUUUUGAUUUUAUCCUAUUUUAUCGAUUUUUGGCUUAUUUUUCAUGAUUUCUCACGAAUUUUAAUGUCUAAAUGAUUUAUGACCGAGUUUUCAUGGCCUAGAACACCAAUAGGUGAAGAACUAGUCCCUGGUUCAUUUUCCAACAAAAAUCAUGAUUUUUUAUCGCCUAGAGCUACAAAUUGGUGAAAAACUAGUCCCUGACUCAAUUUUCAUCGAAAAAAACAUGAUUUUUGAUGGUCUAGAGCUAAAAAUUGGUGAAAAUCUAGUCCCCAUGUUAUUUUUCACGAUUUUUGGCUCAUUCCCCAUCAAAAAACAUGGUUUUUGAUGGCCUAGAACUCCAAAUAGGUGAAAAACUAGUCCCUGACUCAAUUUUCACGAUUUUUGGCUCAUUUUUUAGCUGAAAAACUAGUCCCUCGGUCAAUUUUCAUCAAAAAACAUGAUUUUUGGUGGCCUAGAACUCCAAUAAGGUGAAAAACUAGUCCCUCGGUCAAUUUUCAUCAAAAAUCACUAUUUUUGGUGGCCUAGAACACCAAAUUGGUGAAAAACUAGUCCCUCGGUCAAUUUUCAUCAAAAAUCACUAUUUUUGGUGGCCUAGAACACCAAAUUGGUGAAAAACUAGUCCCUCGGUCAAUUUUCAUCAAAAAACAUGAUUUUUGGUGGCCUAGAACUCCAAUAAGGUGAAAAACUAGUCCCUCGGUCAAUUUUCAUCAAAAAUCACUAUUUUUGGUGGCCUAGAACACCAAAUUGGUGAAAAACUAGUCCCUCGGUCAAUUUUCAUCAAAAAUCAUGAUUUUUGGUGGUCUAGAACUCCAAAUAGGUGAAAAUUAGUCACCAUGUUAUUUUUCACGAUUUUCAGCUGAUUUUCCAUCAAAAAUCAUGAUUUUCGAUGGCCUACAACUCCAAAUGGGUGAAAAACUAGUCCCCGGGGUCAAUUUUCACGAUUUUUAGCUCAUUUUCCAUCAAAAAUCAUGAUUUUUUCACAUUCCAGGCCGUGCUCGUCACUUUUUCGCCUCCGCCAACCCGCUCACCCUUUUUGCCUCACAUCGUCGUCAAGAAGAAGCUCGUCAAAUCGUCGUCGACUACAAAAACGGCAAAUUCCCCGCAAAUCUCACUGUCAAACAACUGUGGGAUGCUAAAAUCCUCUACGAUUCGACAUUUCAUCCGGAUUCGGGCGAGAAAAUGUUUGUGAUUGGCAGAAUGUCGGCACAAAUGCCCGGAAAUAUGGUGACGACCGGAUUUUUGCUGGGAUUGUAUAGAACGACCGGUGGAGCGCUUUUUAGUCAUUGGUUUAAUCAGGUAUGCGUUUUUGGGCUGGAAUUUGGGCUGAAAAUAUGAAAUUUUGGCUGAAAAUCAUGGUUUUUAGGUGAAAAAUCGCGUUUUUCAACCCUAGAAACUUCAAACUAGCAAACUAGACUCUAGUUUGUCCAAAAAUCCCGACUUUUCAUUGAAACUAGACUCUAGUUUUGCUCAGGUUUUGAAAAAUCAAAAUGCUUUGAUCAAGACUAGACUCUAGUUUUACCUCAAAAAAUACCCGUAAACUAGAAUCUAGUUUGAUCAUAAAUACAAGACUGAUCAGUGCCAAAACUUGACUUUAGUUUACUCUCAAACAUCCUUCUAAACUAGACUCUAGUUAUACCCAAAAAACAAAACAGUUCUCAUCACAAACUAGACUCUAGUUUGACCUCAAAAAUAUUCAUAAACUACACUCUAGUUUGACCUCAAAAAUCCCCGUAAACUGGACUCUAGUUUGACCAUAAAUACAAGCCAGAUUACUGCCAAAACUAGACUCUAGUUUACUCUCGAGUAUCCCCAUAAACUAGACUCUAGUUUGACCCCAAAAACAAGGUAUAUUUCAGCCCUCAAAAUCCUCAUUUUUCAAUUCAAAGAAGCCCCGAAUUUUCAUCAAAACUAGAGUCUAGUAUUUCCCAAACUAGACUCUAGUUUCCGCCCUCAAACUAGACUCUAGUUUCCGCCCUCAAACUAGACUCUAGUUUGACCCUAAAACAAAGUAUAUCGCAGCCCUCAAAAUCCUCAUUUUUCAACCCGAAUUUUCAUCAAAACUAGAGUCUAGUGUUUCCUAAACUAGACUCUAGUCUCUCGCCUCAAACUAGACUUUAUUUCUCGCAGAGUUUCAACGCCAUCGUCAACUACACAAAUCGGAGUGGCAACAAUCAUGCGACCAAUGAGCGUCUCCUGGUUUCUUACUGUUGUGCAACAGGCGGUGCAAUGGCCGCAGCGCUUACGCUCAACAAAAUGGUCAAGGUACGGUAGUUUUUGGCGCGCGCGCGCGAAAAUCUCGAAAUUCAAAUUUUUCUUCAGAACGCUCAUGGCCUUGCUGCUCGAUUGGUUCCAUUUGUUGCUAUCGCUCUAGCCAACGCUAUAAAUAUUCCAAUGAUGAGAUCAAAGUACGGUACUCCCCUACAGUACCCCAUAGCUACAGUACCCCACCCCGAUUUUUCCAGCGAAAUCACGGAUGGCAUCGAAUUGACUGAUGCCGAUGGGAAUUUGGUGGCGAAAUCGAGAAGUUUGGCGAUUUUGUCGAUUGCUCAGGUUACAUUGAGUCGUAUUGCUAUGGCGACACCGUAUAUGGGUAAGGAUUGCUCAGGUUAAAAAAUCUAGCAUUGCUCAUGUUAGGGAGAAAAGACGGCAUGAGGAAUUGAACUGGGACCUUUUGAUUGAUAGGCAUGUCUUUAACCCAUUGAGCUACAUGAAUUCAGGAAAAAUAGCAUUGCUCAGGUUAAGAAAAUUUUAAAACUUGAAAAAAAUUAGCAUUGCUCAUAUUAGCAAAGUUCAAGAAAAUAUGGCAUUGCUCAUGUUAACAAAAAUUCCAGAAGAAAACCAUGGCAUUGCUCAGGUUAACAAAAAUUAUUCGAGAAAAUAUGGCAUUGCUCAUGUUAACCAAAAUUUUCGGAAGAAUUUGCAUUGCUCAUAUUAAGAAAAUUUUAAAACUUGAAAAAAUUAGCAUUGCUCAGGUUAACGAAAAAUUCUAGAAGAAAACUAUGGCAUUGCUCAUUUUAAUACAAAAAUUUGAUCCAAAAUUAAGAAAAAACAUUGCUCAUAUUAGCAAAAAUUCAAAAAAUCAUCAAAUUUGCUCCCAUUUCUGGCUCAGCUGGUUAGAGGUUGAACUAUUGAUCAAAAGGUCGCGGGUUCGAUCCCCACCCGGAACUUUUUAUUUUUUUUUUUCAAAUUUUACAUGUUUCCCGGGUAGAAUUUUACCAGGAAUUCGAAUUCGUCACUAAUUUUCCCUGAAAUUUGAAAUUUCACCCGGUUUUCUUCCAGUCGCCACCCCAAUCAUCAUGAAUCGUAUCACAAGAACCGCCUUCUACAAAUCGCGUCCCCUAAUGCAAAAAUAUUCGGAAAUCCCCCUUCAAAGUCUUCUCGCCGGAGCCAUGCUCUUCUUCACAACUCCAUUGUGUUGUGCACUUUUCCCGCAGAAAAGUUCGAUUGAGGUACGGUAGAGCUCGGCGAGCUGAUCAAAAUGAGCCUAAAAUUGGCUCCAGAGCUCCACGGAGAGCUGAGAAAUGCGUUGGCGAGAUGGCGCAGGUGGUAAGUGCCUACAUCGCUGAGUUUGGGGUCGCGGGUUCGAGCCCACCCUGGAACUAUUCAAAAAAAAAAUUUUUUUUAGUUUCCGGGUGGACUCGAACCCACGGCCUUCAACUCAGAGACCUAUGCACUUACCGCCUGCACCAUUCACUCUGAAGCUUUUGAGUUGAUUUUUAGAGCAUUUUGAUCAGUGUGAGCUCAAAAAUGCUCCAAAAUUAUUGAUUUUUUUCCAGGUAUCAAAAUUGGAGCCAGAAAUUCAGCAGAAAAUUCGAGAAAAUUCCAAAAAUCCGCCAAACAUUGUGUAUUAUAAUAAGGGAUUGUGA